UAAAGGUUUACGCUUUUAUAGAAACAGCAGCAAUUAGGGUUUUACGUUUCCAUCUCGCAGCUUCAUAGUAUAAGCCACUUUUAGCGAGAGAGGAAGAGAGAGCUCUUGGCCUCAGAGUUUGAAUAUGGUGAAGGGACGCCAAGGAGAGCGAGUCAGGCUUUAUGUCAGAGGAACAAUCUUGGGCUAUAAGAGGUCGAAGUCCAACCAAUACCCAAACACAUCUCUGAUCCAGAUUGAGGGAGUCAACACCAAGGAAGAAGUUGCAUGGUAUGCUGGUAAGCGCAUGGCAUACAUAUACAAGGCCAAGGUGAAGAGGGAUGGGACCCACUAUCGCUGCAUUUGGGGCAAGGUCACAAGGCCUCAUGGAAACAGUGGUGUUGUCAGAGCUAAGUUCAAGUCCAACUUGCCUCCAAAGUCCAUGGGAUGUCGUGUAAGAGUUUUCAUGUAUCCCAGCAACAUUUGAGUUCCUCAGGCUCUUUACAGAUAGCAGCAUGGGUCCAUUCGAUGUCUUGUAGGGAUUGUCGUUUUACUUUUUAUAAGCUAAGUUUAAAUAUCGUAUGAGCUGAGAAUGAUGGACGGACUUUGUUUCUAAUUUCAGUAUCCGUUUCCCACCA
Populus nigra (black poplar) is the source of this 614-nucleotide messenger RNA. RefSeq names its product large ribosomal subunit protein eL33w-like. Gene Ontology annotation, biological process: cytoplasmic translation; ribosomal large subunit biogenesis. Gene Ontology annotation, molecular function: structural constituent of ribosome. The coding region runs from base 125 to 463 and encodes 112 amino acids. Gene Ontology annotation, cellular component: cytosolic large ribosomal subunit; ribosome. Lineage: Eukaryota; Viridiplantae; Streptophyta; Magnoliopsida; Malpighiales; Salicaceae. The record is from RefSeq and is a predicted model, not a curated record. The transcript has 5 exons.